AUGGAUGUUCUUCAUAAGGCCAUAGGAACUCCGGAGAUGGAUCCUAUAGAUACCCUGCGCUUGUUUUUUCUUCUUUCUGCCGCCACUGUAUGUGAGUUUGCGAUCGUCCCUCAGCUUCCUAAUGACUUCCCCUCCUCCAAACUAACAGAAAGAUGUGCGAACCUCUUCCAGGCGUUUUCGAUCAGCAUUCCCUCUUCUCUACGCACCCGCUUCCUCGUCUACGGUCCACGUACAACCUCAACACCUGCCGCAACGGCUGAGCGCCCCGAGAUCAACAGAUCCACGUUUCUCGAUUACCUAGCCACCUGGCAAGUUCCGCAUCGUUACUUUACCCAUUUUUAUAUCGCCUCGGUCCUUUCCUCGGUCUUCUGGUUCUUCCAAUUAGCCUGCCGUGGCACAGCAUUCCAGCUAGUAGCCGCCCGAAUGAGUGAAGAACAUCUGCAACAAUCCAUGUCUCUCACGCAGGUCUUGAUCUGUUGGAUCCUACUUGCCAUCCAGGGUGGGCGCCGCCUAUGGGAAAGCUAUAAGUUUGCAAAACCAUCUUCGUCACAAAUGUCUGUUGCCCACUGGUUUCUCGGAAUUACCUUCUACAUGGCUGCAGGUAUGGCCAUUUGGGUUGAAGGUUGUGGUGCCAUCCGCUCAUACAAUCUUACACUUGAUGAUAUUAAAAUGACCAAUGCCCCGACGGCUCGCACUUUCUUCUGCGUGCCGCUCUUCCUUAUGAUGUCUGGCUUGCAGCAUGACUGUCAUCAUUUUCUCUUCUCCCUGAAGAAGUACACCGUCCCCGACCACCCUAUCUUCCGAACGGUCGUGUGUCCUCAUUACGGUGCGGAAUGUCUGAUCUAUCUAUCUUUGGCACUUUUGGCAGCCCCUCCAGGUCAUUUAGUCAAUAAGACCAUGCUGACGUGUCUUGGCUUUGUGGCGGUGAACCUAGCCCUUACGGCACGGACGACGAAAGAUUGGUACAAGGAAAAAUUUGGCCUCGCAUCGGUGCAGGACCGAUGGCUUAUGAUUCCGUGGGUAUACUGA
Penicillium angulare is the source of this 1029-nucleotide messenger RNA. RefSeq names its product putative 3-oxo-5-alpha-steroid 4-dehydrogenase. Gene Ontology annotation, molecular function: 3-oxo-5-alpha-steroid 4-dehydrogenase activity. Gene Ontology annotation, biological process: dolichol-linked oligosaccharide biosynthetic process; polyprenol catabolic process. Gene Ontology annotation, cellular component: endoplasmic reticulum. The record is from RefSeq and is a predicted model, not a curated record. The transcript has a single exon. The coding region runs from base 1 to 1029 and encodes 342 amino acids. Lineage: Eukaryota; Fungi; Ascomycota; Eurotiomycetes; Eurotiales; Aspergillaceae.